GAAAGCUGCCUGUCUGUCUAGUGGAGAAGCGGAGUCGUGGAGCUCGGAUGGGAUAGCCUACUCUCCCGAUGCUAGUGGAGUGAAGGUGUAUCUGCCGGAUAAUAUGCAACCGAUCACUCUAGAAAAAAGACGUCGCCGAUUCAGUUCCAUCUGAAAUAGGCUACACUGAUGACGGAUAUCCAAGCGGAUUGCCUCGUGAUUCCAGCAUUGAUGGCAAGAAAAUAAUAUUCCCCAUAACAAGACGCGGCUUCUGUGGUCAACCUGUCUGCAAAUGCACCCUGCAAAUUAAAACGCGCAUUUCAAUAAUUUACCCCAUAUUCAUACAACAAGUUUCAGCGAUCUUACUUGGUUUUUUGGACCUUUGCAUUUUCCUUUUCAGUCAUGGACGAAGACAAUCAAGUACCUGAAGACCUUUCCUUGGAAGAGAGAGAUGAGCUGUCAAACAUACGACGCAGGAAAAAAGAGCUACUGGAUGACAUUGAGCGGUUGAAGUUUGAGAUUGCAGAGGUGAUGACUGAGAUCGAGCAGCUAACCUGCGUGGGGGACAGUAAAACAACACAAAGAAAUAAACAGAUUGCCAUGGGAAGGAAGAAAUUCAACAUGGACCCCAAAAAGGGGAUCCAGUUUCUGUUGGAGAACGACCUUCUCCAGCACACUCCUGAGGACGUAUCCCAGUUCCUCUACAAAGGAGAGGGCCUCAACAAAACUGUCAUAGGGGACUACUUAGGAGAGAGGGACGACUUCAACCUCAAGGUGCUGCAGGCGUUCGUAGACCUUCAUGAGUUUGCAGAUCUCAACCUCGUACAGGCUUUACGACAGUUUCUGUGGAGUUUCAGACUGCCUGGUGAGGCUCAGAAGAUCGAUCGUAUGAUGGAGGCCUUCGCUUCGCGGUACUGCUCCUGCAACCCCGGUGUCUUCCAAUCCACAGACACGUGUUAUGUCCUGUCCUUCGCCAUCAUCAUGUUGAAUACCAGCCUCCACAACCCCAACGUCAGAGACAAGCCCCCCGUAGAGAGAUUCAUCUCCAUGAACAGAGGCAUCAACGAGGGAGGAGACCUGCCAGAGGACCUACUCAGGAAUCUCUAUGAGAGCAUUAAGAGUGAACCCUUUAAGAUCCCAGAGGAUGAUGGGAACGACCUGACUCACACGUUCUUCAACCCAGACAGAGAGGGAUGGCUGCUCAAACUGGGGGGAAGAGUGAAGACCUGGAAGAGAAGGUGGUUCAUCCUGACAGACAACUGCCUGUACUACUUUGAGUACACAACAGAUAAGGAGCCUCGUGGAAUCAUCCCCUUAGAGAACCUCAGUAUCAGAGAGGUGGAGGAACCCAGGAAACCAAACUGCUUCGAGCUCUACAACCCCAACCACAAGGGUUCGGUGAUCAAGGCGUGUAAGACGGAGGCGGACGGCCGGGUCGUCGAGGGCAACCACACAGUGUACAGGAUAUCGGCGCCCACGACUGAGGAGAAAGAGGAGUGGAUCAAGUCCAUCAAGGCGAGCAUCAGCAGGGAUCCCUUCUACGAUAUGUUGGCCACCAGGAAAAGACGGAUUGCCAACAAGAAAUGAGGAGGGACAUUCCUUCCAGGGACACCCCUCAUCCCAGGACAUCCCAAACUGGGACACCUCAAACCCCCUUUCCUCAGCCCACCAAUCCUCUUCCCCAGACAGAUCUUACUCAUGAAGUUAAACCCCACUUCCACACUCCCCCUCCCUCCUCACCCAUCCCUCCCUCCACUCCCACGGACAGACUCCACUCAUGAAGUUCCCUCCCUACUAUCCCUCUCCCCCUGGACCCCCAGAACCCAACUUGUCACUAGAGAGAUGGUUGGCCAACCAAAGAUAGCCAUCUGACCCUUCAGACCCUGAUAGAACCCGCACCCGGUCUUGAAGACAACGAGGACAGGCUCCGGUCUUGAAGACAGCCCCCCUCCCCAUUCUGGACACUUCCCCAGCCGUGGCUGCAGUACCAGGGGCUGGAGUUACAGGGAUAUGACGUCCCAGGACUAAAGCAGAGGACCAAUAUAUGUACCAACACAGGGAGACAUCCUUCUAUAGGACCAGUGUGGUUCAGCCACACUACAGAUUACCAAGGGAAGCCAGUGGGAUGUAUUAACAUGUAUUAACACACAUUCUCUCUUUCUCUCUCUGGCUUUCUUGUCUCUUUACUCCCCCGCACUGCCCUCCUGUGUUCCCCACAUUCCAUCUGAUUACUUCCAUGUGUUUCUAGCAGGGGUUGGAACAGAAAUUAUUUCCCAAUCAUUCCAUUCCGAGCAGAAAAACAUUUUUUUUCAUUCCGUUCCAGUGUUCCGACCAGAAAAUAAAGUUCUGAACCAGUUCCAACCCCCCAAAAAGUAACAGCUUAUAUAGUUCCUUUUCAUCAAAUGUUUAACCUGUGAAAUCAACAUGCGUUUUUACGUUUAGCAAAUCUAUUUACUCCACCAAUUAGUGCCAUAGCAGCUUGCUAUGGAACGGGUUAGAUUGUUGUUUACAUUUUUAAUUGGUCACAUAAGUGCAGGUGUGAGAUGUGACUGAAAUUUCAUGGGUGGGGCAAGAGAGAGAGAGAGAGAGAGAGAGAGAGAGAGAGGUGGAUAUGGAGGGGGCUUGGCUUGAAGCUCUAAACAUCAUGGCAGGACUUGAAUUAGAAUGUGUGUAGGGUAUUACUAGCCUUAUAACUUCACUGAAUUACCAAAUAGUUUAUACUAGAAUUGAUUUGUAUUUAUUUUUGGAACUCAAAAGAACAUUAUUACCUGGUUCUCAAGAUUUGAAAAUAACAGUUAUGUUCCAGAACACUAGAGAUCACUUUUGUACAAGGUUCUGUUUCUGUUCCUCAAAACAUUUAUUUAUUUUUCCUGUUCUGUUCCCUGAACUGGUUCCAACCCCUGCUUUCUAGGUGUCUUCUGCAUUUGGGCAACUUGAAAAGCAAAACUGCAAUUUUUCACAUACACAUGCAUGUAUGUCUGUUUGUAGAUAUACCAUAAAGUGCGUUUAGAAGUGGGUGUGCCAACUUGUGUGUGUAUCUACACAGUAUAUAUGCAUGUAUGUAUGUAUGUAAACACAGUAGUGUGCAAGCCAAGAGCAGACAUUUAACACGACUAUCUUAAUGCCAUCUCUGACAUCCAUUAUACAGAAAAGUUUUUGUGUGAUCAUUUAUGAAGAUGGUAGAAAAACAGAGUUCCUCUUGUGAAUGUUCAGGUGGAUGGAGAGACAUGGCAGAAAGAGGAGAGCGGAUGUGAGAGAUGGAGUGAGUGUGUCAGAGAGGGAGGGAAGGAGAGAAAGUUCCAGGGCUGCAGUAACCAUACAUGGACAUGUGACCUGACCAGGAACAAAUCUGGGCCUUACACUCCUGGCCCUAAACAUAAGCCAUGUAAUCAUCCCACUAUGGUGCUCAACUCUUUUUCCCAGGUGCCAUUGCAGCAGUUCUGCUGCAAUCUCAGAAUACAAAAGCUAGGUUAAGGCUGAAAUUAGGAAGACAAAACCUAGAAAAACUACAACAUUACAGUCUUGAGUCAGCUGGACUGAUUCCAUACAUUGUGUGGACCACAGAAUAUUAAAAUGUGCAUACUUUUUACUUUGGUUGUGAAUUAUAGGGGUGGUUACAUGGACCUAUAUUUAGUCUACGAUUGGAGUGUCUGCAAUGCAACUGAACAAACUUUGAAAAUGUGUUGUAGUCUAAGAGUAUGCUUGAAUAUGGGUUUGUGAAACAGUCCAAUAGGGUACCAGUCAUUUUAAGCUUUUCUUUCAGUGUCUCGAGGUCCAAACCUAUGCCAACUGCAUCAGUGAGGGGCGAUGCGUUGAUGUGACCCGUAUGCUUUUCAUUUGUAACCCAAGAUCCUUGCUUGCUUUUUGUGUUCCCCUUACAAAAUAUAAUCUACCAUCUUGUUUGUAUUUAUUUUCUUUGUCAAAUGGUUCCAUUCUGUCCGUAAGCGUUAAAACUAAAGACUUAAGUUAUGUAUAUGUAAAUAAUGUAUAGGUUUUAUGGGUCUCCUUUUUGUUGUUGUAUGAAUACUCUGAAACAUUUUACACCUACUGGCUGUACUUUGCAUCAGGUCAGUUUGGGGUCUUCUGUACACAAGUCAAAAACAUGAUCAUAAACAAAUACUAUAUAACGUGAUGUCAGGAAAAGUCCAUUUCCAGCAGGUAUGAGGAUGAUAAUGAUGGCGAUGGGGGUGAUGAUGUGGAUGAAUAGGAUAUGGGUGGUAGUAAUACUGAUGAUGAUGAUGAUGAUGGUAAGGCAGAUGUUGAGGAUGAAUAGGAUAUGGGUGGUAGUAAUACUGAUGAUGAUGAUGAUGAUGAUGAUGAUGAUGAUGAUGAUGGUAAGGCAGAUGUUGAGGAUGAAUAGGAUAUGGGUGGUAGUAAUACUGAUGAUGAUGAUGAUGAUGAUAAGGCAGAUGUUGAGGAUGAAUAGGAUAUGGGUGGUAGUAAUAUUGAUGAUGGUGAUGAUGAUGAUGAUAAGGCAGAUGUUGAGGAUGAAUAGGAUAUGGGUGGUAGUAAUAUUGAUGAUGGUGAUGAUGAUGAUGAUAAGGCAGAUGUUGAGGAUGAAUAGGAUAUGGGUGGUAGUAAUAUUGAUGAUGGUGAUGAUGAUGAUGAUAAGGCAGAUGUUGAGGAUGAAUAGGAUAUGGGUGGUAGUAAUAUUGAUGAUGGUGAUGAUGAUGAUAAGGCAGAUGUUGAGGAUGAAUAGGAUAUGGGUGGUAGUAAUACUGAUGAUGAUGAUAAGUUAGAUGUCGAGGAUGAAUAGGAUAUGGGUGGUAGUAAUAUUGAUGAUGGUGAUGAUGAUGAUAAGGCAGAUGUUGAGGAUGAAUAGGAUAUGGGUGGCAGUAAUACUGAUGAUGAUGAUGAUGAUGAUAAGGCAGAUGUUGAGGAUGAAUAGGAUAUGGGUGGUAGUAAUACUGAUGAUGAUGAUAAGGCAGAUGUUGAGGAUGAAUAGGAUAUGGGUGGUAGUAAUACUGAUGAUGAUGAUGAUGAUGAUAAGGCAGAUGUUGAGGAUGAAUAGGAUAUGGGUGGUAGUAAUAUUGAUGAUGGUGAUGAUGAUGAUGAUAAGGCAGAUGUUGAGGAUGAAUAGGAUAUGGGUGGUAGUAAUAUUGAUGAUGGUGAUGAUGAUGAUAAGGCAGAUGUUGAGGAUGAAUAGGAUAUGGGUGGUAGUAAUACUGAUGAUGAUGAUGAUGAUGAUAAGGCAGAUGUUGAGGAUGAAUAGGAUAUGGGUGGUAGUAAUAUUGAUGAUGGUGAUGAUGAUGAUAAGGCAGAUGUUGAGGAUGAAUAGGAUAUGGGUGGUAGUAAUACUGAUGAUGAUGAUAAGUUAGAUGUCGAGGAUGAAUAGGAUAUGGGUGGUAGUAAUAUUGAUGAUGGUGAUGAUGAUGAUAAGGCAGAUGUUGAGGAUGAAUAGGAUAUGGGUGGCAGUAAUACUGAUGAUGAUGAUGAUGAUGAUAAGGCAGAUGUUGAGGAUGAAUAGGAUAUGGGUGGUAGUAAUACUGAUGAUGAUGAUAAGGCAGAUGUUGAGGAUGAAUAGGAUAUGGGUGGUAGUAAUACUGAUGAUGAUGAUGAUGAUGAUAAGGCAGAUGUUGAGGAUGAAUAGGAUAUGGGUGGUAGUAAUAUUGAUGAUGGUGAUGAUGAUGAUGAUAAGGCAGAUGUUGAGGAUGAAUAGGAUAUGGGUGGUAGUAAUAUUGAUGAUGGUGAUGAUGAUGAUGAUAAGGCAGAUGUUGAGGAUGAAUAGGAUAUGGGUGGUAGUAAUAUUGAUGAUGGUGAUGAUGAUGAUGAUAAGGCAGAUGUUGAGGAUGAAUAGGAUAUGGGUGGUAGUAAUAUUGAUGAUGGUGAUGAUGAUGAUAAGGCAGAUGUUGAGGAUGAAUAGGAUAUGGGUGGUAGUAAUACUGAUGAUGAUGAUAAGUUAGAUGUCGAGGAUGAAUAGGAUAUGGGUGGUAGUAAUAUUGAUGAUGGUGAUGAUGAUGAUAAGGCAGAUGUUGAGGAUGAAUAGGAUAUGGGUGGCAGUAAUACUGAUGAUGAUGAUAAGGCAGAUGUUGAGGAUGAAUAGGAUAUGGGUGGUAGUAAUAUUGAUGAUGGUGAUGAUGAUGAUAAGGCAGAUGUUGAGGAUGAAUAGGAUAUGGGUGGCAGUAAUACUGAUGAUGAUGAUAAGGCAGAUGUUGAGGAUGAAUAGGAUAUGGGUGGUAGUAAUACUGAUGAUGAUGACGAUGAUGAUGAUGAUGAUGAUGAUAAGGCAGAUGUUGAGGAUGAAUAGGAUAUGGGUGGCAGUAAUAUUGACGAUGAUGAAAGUGAUGAUGUCCGAACUAUAAUGCUGACUGAUAAAGUUGAAUCCAGUAGAGUUUUUCUAUGUGUUUGUAAGAUAUGACCCCUGAUCUCAGAGCAGAAUAUUACCUUCUACUGCCCCUUGUGUGGGGCUAUAGCUAAAUGAACUUUUCUAUCUCUGUAAAAGCUAUUGGUCACAUUGUACAUUACGUGGAAAGCUGCAUAAAGUAUACAAAGACUA
Molecule: messenger RNA, 6475 nt
Organism: Salvelinus fontinalis (brook trout)
Lineage: Eukaryota; Metazoa; Chordata; Actinopteri; Salmoniformes; Salmonidae
Gene: cyth3b
Product: cytohesin 3b
Exons: 13
Coding region: 382-1566 (394 amino acids)
Biological process (GO): regulation of ARF protein signal transduction
Molecular function (GO): guanyl-nucleotide exchange factor activity
Source: RefSeq, a predicted model, not a curated record